Merops nubicus (carmine bee-eater) is the source of this 210-nucleotide messenger RNA. RefSeq names its product mitochondrial ribosomal protein S24 (gene MRPS24). Gene Ontology annotation, biological process: translation. The transcript has a single exon. The record is from RefSeq and is a predicted model, not a curated record. Gene Ontology annotation, cellular component: mitochondrion. The annotation marks the transcript as partial. Lineage: Eukaryota; Metazoa; Chordata; Aves; Coraciiformes; Meropidae.
ACCUUCCCGGGCAUCCUGGCCGACGAGGUGGUGCUGAAGCGCCGGGGCAACCUGCUGGUGCUGUGUGCCGUGCUGGUGCAGGGCCUGGCGCCCGCCAAGCUCCACUUCCUGGUGGGCUACACCGAGACCCUCCUCAGCCACUUCUACAAGUGCCCCGUGCGCCUGGAGCUGCAGACGGUGCCCAGCAGGGUGGUGUACAAGUACCUGUAG